AUGUCAGCGAUCGAGGUCGAGGUCGCCGGGAGCAGCGAGGCCAAGAAGCGUGUCCUGGAGCGAAAUGCAAUUAAUGCCACCGUCUCUGCCGAUUCUCCGUCUGAGUCCACGACUUCAACCAGCCCUGAGGAGGACGAGGUUGACGAAUUUUACGACCACGAGACUAUGCGCGAGGUUGGGACGCUUGACCGAGAUCUUGACGCCAUCCGGAAAGAGUUGGCGCGUGGAGAGGAUUUUGAAGUUGAGGAGGUGGACGAUGAGGAGACUGUCGUCAGUGGCCUGGAGCCUAUUAUUGAGGAAGCUGGAGAGGGUCUGAUGAAGGACACCGAUGUGUCCGCUGUAGCCAAGCACGGCAGAGAGGAGUCGUCAGAUGAUAACAACUCACCCAAGAGGCAGAAGCGAUAG
Colletotrichum siamense is the source of this 405-nucleotide messenger RNA. RefSeq lists its product as uncharacterized. The transcript has a single exon. NCBI's taxonomy places the organism in Eukaryota, Fungi, Ascomycota, Sordariomycetes, Glomerellales, Glomerellaceae. The record is from RefSeq and is a predicted model, not a curated record. The coding region runs from base 1 to 405 and encodes 134 amino acids.